AUUCCUUUAUUUUUACCAGCUGGGUGCUAGCGAGACCGACAGGCUGUCCACAGCAUAUUCCGCCCCUAUAUAUAAUCUCAUUAUUAUCCCCCAGGCUCUCCAUCGCUAUACAACGCCUCCGCAAGCGGCCGAGUACGACGGCGACUUCUCAUCCGAUCGCCGGUUUCGGAUACUGCUUUCGCUAAGAAGCCUCGUUCUCCUCUGUUAUCCUGAUGUAUAAUUGAAGGCGGAUGAAUGUAUAUAAUAUUACGUGUACAAAUUGACGUGUAUAUAGUGCAAGUGGUCGCCAUCCAUCUCACAUAAAUUGAGCAAUGGACUACUCUUGUAUUCUGGAUUCUCCUGCCGAAUAGAGAGAAUAUAUAAGAGGCCUGCUUCGUCUACACCGAGACAGUUCGUUCUCUUGUUUCGUUUGAUGAUUUUUGGUAAUCGCUGAAUUUUGGAUCAAAUCUUCCAAGUGAAGUAUAUAUAGAGUCACCGUAGAGAUGGGAUACGAAGGAGGAGAUCAAGGACAGGGAGUGAAGAGGAGGGCAUGCUCGUGCUCGAAGGAAGACUUCCUCCCUGAGCAGUCGUUCCAAAGUUGGGGGAACUAUAUCAGGGCGCUGAAGGAGACACCAACUCGGCUAGUGGAUCGGGUGACGACCCGGUCACUGGACUCGGCCGAGUUGGAGGUGAAGGCGCGGAGCCAGCACGAGAUGAAAAGGACUCUGAAUUGGUGGGACCUCAUGUGGUUCGGGAUGGGGGCCGUCAUCGGCGCCGGAAUAUUCGUGCUGACAGGCAUCGCCGCCAAGAAAGAUGCCGGCCCCGCCGUCGUCCUGUCGUACGUCGUCUCCGGCAUCUCCGCCUUGCUUUCCGUCUUCUGCUACACCGAGUUCGCCGUUGAGAUCCCUGUGGCAGGUGGCUCAUUUGCCUACUUACGAGUAGAGCUGGGCGACUUCGUUGCCUUUAUAGCCGCCGGCAACAUCCUCCUCGAGUACGUGAUCGGCGGCGCGGCCGUGGCCCGCUCAUGGACAUCCUACUUCGCCACACUCUGCAACAAGGACUCCGACGCCUUCCUCAUCCACGCCGACGGCCUCGCCGACGGCUACAACGAACUCGACCCCAUGGCCAUCGGAGUCAUCGUUCUCAUCUGCAUCAUCGCCGUCCUCAGCACCAAAGGCUCUUCCCGUCUCAACUACAUCGCCUCCAUCGUUCACGUCGUCGUCAUCCUCUUCAUCAUCGUCGCCGGCCUCGUCAAAGCCGACACCAGCAACUACACCCCCUUCGCCCCCUUCCACGCUCGUGGCAUUUUUAAGGCCUCCGCCGUCUUGUUCUUCGCCUACGUCGGCUUCGACGCCGUCUCCACCUUGGCCGAAGAAACCAAGAACCCCGCCCGUGACAUCCCCAUUGGCCUCGUCGGCUCCAUGGUCAUCACCACCACAAUCUACUGCUUGCUGGCCAUCACUCUCUGCCUAAUGCAACCCUACGAUCAAAUCGACGAACAAGCUCCGUUCUCAGUGGCGUUCAAAGCCGUCGGCAUGGACUGGGCCAAGUACAUCGUCGCCUUCGGAGCUCUGAAGGGAAUGACUUCGGUUCUGCUCGUCGGGGCAGUGGGUCAGGCCCGAUAUUUGACCCACAUCGCUCGGACCCACAUGAUGCCGCCAUGGUUCGCCCAUGUGGACCCCAAAACCGGGACUCCGAUCAACGCCACAAUCUGCAUGCUCGUCGCCACCGCUGCCAUAGCUUUCUUCACCAGGCUCGACAUCCUCUCCGACCUCCUCUCCAUCUCCACCCUCUUCAUCUUCAUGCUGGUGUCGCUCGCCCUUCUCGUCCGCCGCUACUACGUCAGCGGCGUCACCCCCGACGCCGACCGGAACAAGCUCGCCGCCUGCCUCUCAGUCAUACUGGGCGCGUCCAUCGCCACGGCGAUUUACUGGGCCACCAGCGAGGGCUGGAUCGGGUUCUGCUUCACGGUGCCGAUCUGGCUGCUGGCAACGGUGGCACUGCGUGUCUUUGUGCCGCGGGCUCGGGAAGCCAAGCUCUGGGGGGUUCCUCUGGUGCCGUGGCUGCCGUCGGGGUCCAUCGCCAUCAACAUCUUCCUUCUGGGCUCCAUUGACGGGAAAUCUUUCGAGAGGUUCGCGAUCUGGACGGCGGUGCUUCUAUUGUACUACUUCUUCUUCGGAUUGCACGCGUCUUAUGACACAGCGAAGGAGUCCGAGAGCCAGUUCGGGCAGGUUGAAGAAGGGAGGAAGGCGGCGGAGAAUGAUGGUGUAAGUAAUAGCGAAAAUUCUCAAUCGAAAAUGCAGCCAACUAGCGCUUAAUUAGCCAUGGUUGGCUCCGGCAGGAGUAGUUGGAUGUAUGAUAUGGCUCUGGGUAAUUUAUGAUUGAAGUUUCUUCUCUGAGACUGAAAGUGUGUACUCAGUUAAUCGCUGUGGAAAUCGAAGUUGUCUUUUGCAUGUCCAGUAAAUGAUUCUGCUGUUCCUCCUCCCCCUUUUGCACCAAUAUAUAUAUAUAUAUAUAUAUCUUCUUGUGAGAUCAUCA
Molecule: messenger RNA, 2517 nt
Organism: Diospyros lotus (date-plum)
Lineage: Eukaryota; Viridiplantae; Streptophyta; Magnoliopsida; Ericales; Ebenaceae
Product: cationic amino acid transporter 1-like
Exons: 4
Coding region: 483-2297 (604 amino acids)
Biological process (GO): amino acid transport; transmembrane transport
Cellular component (GO): plasma membrane
Molecular function (GO): L-lysine transmembrane transporter activity; L-glutamate transmembrane transporter activity
Source: RefSeq, a predicted model, not a curated record